Molecule: messenger RNA, 720 nt
Organism: Cariama cristata (Red-legged seriema)
Lineage: Eukaryota; Metazoa; Chordata; Aves; Cariamiformes; Cariamidae
Gene: SPCS3
Product: signal peptidase complex subunit 3 homolog (S. cerevisiae)
Exons: 4
Biological process (GO): protein targeting to ER
Cellular component (GO): membrane; signal peptidase complex
Source: RefSeq, a predicted model, not a curated record
AAAAAAUGUAGAAGAUUUCACUGGACCUCGAGAAAGAAGUGAUCUGGGAUUCGUCACAUUUGACGUUACUGCAGAUCUGCAGAGUAUAUUUGACUGGAAUGUUAAACAAUUGUUUCUAUAUUUGUCUGCAGAAUAUUCAACGAAAAACAAUGCUCUAAACCAGGUGGUCCUUUGGGACAAGAUCAUGUUGAGAGGAGAUAACCCAAGGCUGUUCUUAAAAGACAUGAAGUCGAAGUACUUUUUCUUUGAUGAUGGAAAUGGUCUCAAGGGAAACAGGAAUGUCACUUUGACUCUCUCCUGGAACGUUGUACCAAAUGCUGGCAUUCUACCUCUUGUAACAGGAUCAGGACAUGUGUCUGUACCUUUCCCAGAUACCUAUGAAACAACAAAAAGUUAUUAAAUUAUAAUACUGAAUCCUAAGCAAGAUAUUUUUAUACUUGUAUAUUGUGAAUAAAUUUUAUUGCUGUUUCUUCUCACAUCCCGUGCAACCCUUCAGUGAAAGGUACUUAAUUUCCUCAGGUCUAACAGCAUAGGAAAAGGAAAUGAAAGUUCAGGGUUUUUUUUAAAUAAAACAUUGAAGCUGAAACUUAGGGUAAAUGUAAAUUGCAGAGUAGUGGUUUUGGGGGGGGGGAAACUGAGGAAUUUUUUUUUUUUUUUCUUUCUCCUCGCUAUCUGGAUAUAGAUCUCCUUUUCUUUUAAAUAAACAUUUUUAAACCAAAA